AUGUUAAACUUGGUUAAUAAUCCAAAUGUUAAGGACUCACGAUGGCUCACUUUGGAAGUUUGCCGGGAGUUUCAAAGGAAUAAAUGCACGAGAACAGAACAAGAAUGUAAAUUUGCUCAUCCUCCGCCCCAUGUUGAAGUACAGAAUGGUCGAGUUAUUGCCUGCUUUGAUUCCAUCAAGGGAAAAUGCCAGCGAGAAAAUCCUAAAUGCAAAUACCUUCAUCCACCCCAACAUUUGAGGGAACAGUUACUACAGAAUGGACGAAAUAAUUUGAUAUUAAAAAACCUGCAGUUACAAGCUGCAGCAACAUCAUUACAUCCAUAUGUGCCUGCUCCCGGAAUGAUGCCAUUUCAGGCCCCACCAUAUAUGAGCACCAUUCCUUCUGCUGUGAGUUUUAAUCCUUACAUGAACGCUUCAGUUCCUAACAGCCUGACCGUCCCCAGUGGAGUGAAUGAUGGAAGUUCGUAUAUUUCACAACAGAUUCCCGGAGGAGUUAUACCAACCUGUACCCAACUUCAACCAACGCAACAAAAGGUGGCACGUCCUGAUAGACUUGAGGUAUGUCGUGAAUUUCAAAGGGGUACAUGUACGCGACAGCCUAGUGAAUGUCGCUAUGCCCACCCUCCUGAUAAUGUCACUAUCGAGAGCGCAGACAACCAUGUAACGGUGUGUAUGGAUUUCGUUAAGGGAAAGUGUAUACGGGAUUCGUGUAGAUAUUUUCAUCCUCCAUCUCACCUCCAGAGUCAGAUCAAGGCUGCACAACAAAGAGCUAACGCAGUCGCUACGCAGACCCCAUCUCUGGUAGGGGUUCCUUUCUGCUUCCAAUCACUUCUUGCUAACUGUUGUUCUUAA
Molecule: messenger RNA, 852 nt
Organism: Lottia gigantea (owl limpet)
Lineage: Eukaryota; Metazoa; Mollusca; Gastropoda; Lottiidae
Exons: 4
Coding region: 1-852 (283 amino acids)
Molecular function (GO): metal ion binding
Source: RefSeq, a predicted model, not a curated record